Verticillium dahliae VdLs.17 is the source of this 1892-nucleotide messenger RNA. Its product is annotated as ankyrin repeat-containing protein. Bases 257 to 973 code for a protein of 238 amino acids. NCBI's taxonomy places the organism in Eukaryota, Fungi, Ascomycota, Sordariomycetes, Glomerellales, Plectosphaerellaceae. The transcript is spliced from 8 exons. The record is from RefSeq and is a predicted model, not a curated record. Gene Ontology annotation, molecular function: protein binding.
GCCCACACCAAUGCUGUAAUCCUCCUCACGUCAGUGCUGUAGGGGAAUACCAGCAACUUCAGUUUGACAAGUAGCAGCUUCUACUCAGGUUUCUUGCAACCAGCUGCCGUUUUGAGAGUCUUGUACCUCCCCUUCAUCACAGCUGCAAGGAUUCCCGUCCCUCAAGCUCGACGCAAGUCUACAACGUCUAUCGAGAUAGUGACCUGAAGGGUGUAUCUCUUUCUUGUGAGAUCAAUCAGCAGUGAGCGCGUGCACGAUGGACGAGCCGCAAGCCAAAUUUGCACUUCAUGCUGCUGCAAGGGAGGGGAAAGUGUCUCUGGUGGAGGCUAUUUUAAAGACGGACCCGAAGCUUGCAGCAUGUGUAGACGACGAUGGCCGAAUGCCUAUCCAUUGGGCGGUAUCUGCGAACAAGAUUGACAUUGUUGUGCUGCUUACUCAACUCCGUGGGUUUGACCCUGAUGUGCAGGAUGGUAGCGGCUGGUCACCUGUGAUGAUCGCAGGCAGUCUACUGGACGGCGACGCAGUCAUGGAUGUUUUGCUCUCUCGGGGUGCCGAUAUCAACCUUAAGAAUCUCAACGGACAGAAUGUCCUUCAUUUCAUCGCCUCAAAAAACAACCUCGACUUAGCCAAGCGUCUGCUAGCCUUGAAAACUCCGCUUUCUGCACGAGUGCGCGACAAGAGAGGCCAAUAUGCGAUUCACAGAGCGUCGGCUAUCGGUUCGGUGCCGAUGGUUAACCUGUUGCUUAAGCAUAAAAGUCCAUUGGAUGCCACAGAUAACUUUGGCUACACUGCCCUUCACCAUGCUAUAGCCGAGGGGCAUGGCGAUACAGCUGUCGCCCUGUUGAAAGCUGGGGCAGACGUCAGCAAACGCGACAUGGAAGGGAACCUCGCACUCGAUCUAGCGCCGGACAACGAGGUUCGUUACUACAUUGAGCGUUUUGCUGAAGCUGAAGGGAUCGAGCUUCUAAAGUAAACAUGCCAUGAGUGCAGAGAAGGAAGACGGAAGUGACUGCCGUGAUCAACUGCGUAGUAAAAUUCCACAGCAAUGAAUAGGCCUACGAUGAUUUUCCGAAGAACAAUCACCCUUUUACUGUUCUUUCUACAAGGUCUCGAUACAUGGCCUUGACAUCCUCCACAUCAGCUCGCAGCUCUUCCACAAGUUCGCUCUUCUCGCCAAGCAGCUCAAGCGUGGUCUGGUAUCUCUCGUUGAUAUUCGCCACCUCGUCCUCCAAGUCCGACACCUUCCUGGAUGUCGCUUCUGCAGAUUGUGUUUCCUUCAUGAGAGCAACCAACUCCGCCCGGGCCUCGUCUCUCUGACCCGAUAUUCUAGACAGCUCCUCUCUUGAUGCCAUCUUCUCUCCCUCAAGUCGCCGAAUCGCCGCACUCAUGCGCUCAACAAGCUGGACUGAUGGUCCCGCUCCAACAGUUGAUACUGAUACCAUGUCUUGCAUCAUUUGGCGUGGAGAAGAAGACGCAUCUAACACGUCUGAUAUAUCAUCUCGUUCACCCAGAUGUGACGUUGCCGUUUGCACGCCUUCCCGAGGUGGAUCAAACGAGGCCAUGGACACUGAAGACGAAAGGCCAGCGCUGUUCGGAAGCACAAAAGGCCUUAAAGGGGGCUGGCUUGACAAUCGCCUGCCCGGCGAAAAUGAGUCGUGAAAGCCGUCAGCAACGCUGCCAGGUGUUGAAAUUUUCCGACCCUUGCCGGAUGGCCCCUGUGAAACGAGGAGAUCCGAGCUGAAAGUCCUUACGGGCACAGACAGUAACGGUGAAUCUGGCCGACUCUGUAUCCUCGGCGAUGCGACUGGGACGUCCUCCAGCCAAAGGCGUCGAUCAGGAUGAUCCCAGCGCUCCGCUUUCCAACUGGCUUGUUGUUUUUCGAAAUCUGCCUU